Messenger RNA from Botrytis byssoidea, 1646 nucleotides. RefSeq lists its product as uncharacterized. The transcript has 2 exons. Lineage: Eukaryota; Fungi; Ascomycota; Leotiomycetes; Helotiales; Sclerotiniaceae. The coding region runs from base 195 to 632 and encodes 145 amino acids. The record is from RefSeq and is a predicted model, not a curated record.
AGGGAGUUUGGACUUGAAUUUCUAUUUUCUACAGACAUCCAUCUACUUGCUACUUAUCGGACAAUCGGAAAAGUCCAAGAUCUUCGGUGAAGUUUGAACCCGAGAUGUAUUUUUCUGGAGCUUCAGUAUCAAUCACCAAACGGUAAACUUUGCGACGACAUACUUAAUUGCUGAGUAUCCCAGGGAGCCUCAAAAUGUCAACAUCGCAACAGGUAACCAAAUUGAAAAGAAUAGUAUGGACGGGUGCAAUUGCAUCAGUUACAGUCGUGGGCACAAUAUAUGGUGCUGGGUUGAAAACGCAGGGAGAACAAAAACAGCAAAUCCGCAAGGUUCGUGAAGCUCCGAUCUCUGAACGAAUUGCCCAUCUCGAAGAACAGCGGGGAGUAUUAGUGGGUAAAAGAAUGGGGUUGCAAAAGAAGAUUGAAGAAUCACAAAUGAGGAGGAAUGGGGCGACGGUUGAAGAAAGUACUAGGGGAAUGGAGAGGAAGAGGGGAGAAAAUGUUGGUUUGACGAUGGAGGGGGAGAGGAAGACGACAAGGGUGGAUAUGGAGGACAAUUUGAGGGUGGUUGGGGUGGAGACGGAGAUUGAAGAGGGGAAGAAGGGAAGAGAGAGGAAGAGGAAUUGGUGGUGAGGGGGCUGCAUGUUUAAGGAUUUGAGAUAUGCGGGAGAAGAGGCAGGCUACAUAUGCGGUAUCGAAGACUUGUCCGAUGGGGCUAGGCUUCGAUUAGAAGCAUCGAUCCCUCCAUGGUCUCGAGGAGAGGGGCAGUGACGAUUGCGAACACACUGCGUAAGAGAAGAGAAGAUAGAUUUACGGUCGGGCCAGGAAAGCUGUCCUAUAGGAGCGGCAGCAUAGGGUUCGCGAGCCAUCGAAAAAGAAGCAAAUGAAAUUUGGCGGCAGAAUUUCGAGACAAGCAGUCUGCAUCAUGAACGUUGAAGAAUGCAAGAAGACUCUCGCCUUGAUCACCGCAAAAGAGACCACCUGAAACUUUCCUGGCCGACUCACCACCUUGUAUGGACCAAACACCUCGCAAUCUCAAGCAUCGGAAGAUGAGCUUUGGAUUUGGGGUCGAAGUACCUCUGUGUUUGGGGUAUUUACCUGAUAGAAAAUCUGGAUUGCAUGCAAGCCAUGAUCACAUAUCAGCUUUGAUAGAUGGCAAAUAUGAAGCUUGCAGUUAGUAACUUCAGUUUUACGAGUACUCAUAAGGAGGAUGAAGAUAUUACUACACAGCUAAUGGUACCUCCUGCCACAAUAUCAACAGAUGAUUUGUAUGCCAAAAAAUCACUAAGAUGAUGCAAAAUUGCGUUCCAAAACAUUAUCAUCCAAUAUGAUACAUAAGUUGUGUGUAAGUGUGUUCCUAAGAUUUUACAUGCACAUGCUAUACAACCGUUCAAGCGGUUCUACCAGUCCCUGGCAUUUUGUUAUACAGCAAGUAGCUCAUUCAUGGUGCAUUCCAUUAGAUUUCCAUUUUCAUGUACGUGAGUGAUAUUAUGGGCUAAGUAAACUCAUCAUUAUCACACUUGGCAGAUAUAUCUUGACAUAAUACACCGACACAAUGGGAUUAUAUAUUUUUGUUCUACCUUAUUCACUGGAUUGGAAUGUAAUAUUUGGUUAUUAGUUAUACUGGAUUAAUGGACUGUGUCUUAA